CAAGCCUCCGCGUACAGAGAGCAAGGCGGAUGACAGUGGCAGGAUGCAUUCGGCAACAUGAAUGCGGAAUUUCCCGCUAACAUCUUCAAUAAAGAUAUUGACUUCCUGAUAAUCGUUGCGUUCUGCGCAGAGGUAGGGUCAGAAUCCUCAUUCACACCAGCAGUGUCGUUGGAGGAGGAUUGGUGGCGAGAGGAAGAAAGUGGUAUGGAUGUGGGAUCAGCACCAACACCAGCACCAAAACCAGUAGCACUACUAAAUGGAUCGACGGAUGAAGAAACGGCUGCAACGUCGCUCAGGCCCGUACUGGAGUUGCCUGCAAACCCCCCCCAACCCCACCCUCAGAUCCGGCAUCAAGAAAGCCAUUAG
Messenger RNA from Lindgomyces ingoldianus, 366 nucleotides. RefSeq lists its product as uncharacterized. The transcript has a single exon. The record is from RefSeq and is a predicted model, not a curated record. NCBI's taxonomy places the organism in Eukaryota, Fungi, Ascomycota, Dothideomycetes, Pleosporales, Lindgomycetaceae. Bases 58 to 366 code for a protein of 102 amino acids.